UAUUCAAUAUACAAAAUUCUAUCUAUUUUUGUUUAGGAAUAUAAUUGUUCGACCACAAUGGUUACGUCGUAUACCCGGUCCUCCAUCUCAUUUUCGUGCUCAAUAUCGUUUUCAUACUUCAAAUGAUACGACAACAUCUGUUGACAAUUAUACACCUCUAUUACUUUUUAUUAAUAAACGUUCUGGUGGUCAAAGUGGUGAAAAAAUCUAUCGAAAAUUAUUACAUCUUCUUAAUCCACGUCAAGUAUUUCUUCUUGAAAAUGAUGCAACUAUACUUCAUGCAUUAGAAAUCUAUUCUUCAUUAUCAAAUAUUCGUAUAUGUGUAUUCGGUGGUGAUGGUACAGUUGGAUGGGUUCUUAGUUGUUUAGCUGAAUUAUAUCCAUCAUUAAAUAAUCCACCUGUUAGUAUUUGUCCAUUAGGUACAGGUAAUGAUUUAUCUCGUGUUUUAUUAUGGGGUGAACAAUAUGAUUCGAAACGUUUAUUAUCAAUUUUAACACAAAUACCUCAAUCACAAUCAACAGCACUUGAUCGAUGGCAAGUUACAAUUGAACAAGUUAAUAAUAUAAAAGAAGAAAAUUUACCAACAAAUCGUUUACCUUUAUCAUUUAUAAAUCAUCCAAAAUUUGUACGUGAUACAAAUCGUGCAUCAUAUCAAAAUAAUCGUGCAUUACCCAAUACACGUUUUAUAAAUUAUAUGAGUUUUGGUUUAGAUGCAGCUAUAGCAUUAGAAUUUCAUGAUAGACGUAAACGUGAUCCAAGAAAAUUUUCAUCACCAUUAAAAAAUAAAUUAAUGUAUUUAAAUGAAAGUCGAAAAUAUUUAAAUGAUUUUGCUCGUUCAAAAAUGUGGAAUUUAGGUUCGUAUAUACGUUUAUUAUGUGAUGGAGAAGAUUUAACUGAAUCAAUACGAAAUUGUCAUACAUUACUUGUAUUAAAUAUUCCAUGUUAUGCAUCUGGUACGAAUCCAUGGGGUAAAUCAUCGAAUAAUAAUACUUCAACAUCAUCACAAACAAUAAUUAUUCAAAAAGAUUGUGAUUCAUUUCAAGAAAUAUCAACAAGUUCAAUUGAAAUUAUUGAUUUACCAGCAAAUACACAUGAAGUUUAUGAACUUGUUACAUUAAAUGAUUGUCCAAAUGAUCAAAUAAAUAUACCAUCCAUAACAACAAUUACAACUCCGAUUGGUCGAUUUGAUCGACAAGAUUUUGGUGAUAAAAAAAUUGAAGUUGUCGGUUUAAGUACAACACAUAUGGCAACAAUACAUAUGGGUUUUCGAGGCAUACGUAUUGCACAAUGUAGUAAUUUACGUAUUGAAAUAUGUUGUCCAAUGACAGCACAAAUGGAUGGUGAACCAUUUUAUUUACCAGAAUCUGUUGCUGUUAAUGUUACACAUGCUGGUCAAGUGUUAGUUUUAAGAAAUGAAAACAGAUAA
Molecule: messenger RNA, 1426 nt
Organism: Adineta steineri
Lineage: Eukaryota; Metazoa; Rotifera; Eurotatoria; Adinetida; Adinetidae
Source: the annotation of a GenBank genome assembly